AUGCUGGUGGAGAAAGAUAUGGAUUGUAUGUUAGUUGUUGGUGGUUGGAACUCGAAUAAUACAUCGCACCUUCAAGAGAUAGCUGAGGAACGCGGAAUUCCUUCUUACUGGAUUGAUAGUGAGCAAAUAAUUGGUCCAGGAAACAGAAUAGCACAUAAAUUGAAUCAUGGCGAACUUGUGGAGAAAGAAAACUUUCUACCAAAGGGUCCAUUAAGGAUUGGUGUAGCAUCUGGUGCAUCUACACCAGAUAAGGGUGAUAUUGGAAUGCAGCAAAUGGGAUUGCAGGCUCGUCUUAUGAGCCAAGCUUUGCAUAAGAUGUCUGGAAUUUUCUUCAAAGCUGGUUGUCCAUAUAUAAUAUAAGAUUGGUGUCUACAAUGGAAAUGGCGGAAUUGCAUUGAAGUUUUUUGCAUUGGAUUGGCUAGAAGUUUGUCCUAUAAGGGAAGAUAAAGUCAUUAAGCACAAUAACCUUUUUCACCACAUUCUGGUUAUAUUUUAUCUUAAACUUUCUGUUGCUAUUUGGUCUUUCUACUCCAAAAUAUAUUUGUUCCUAAUAUGAACAACUAAUCUGCAUUUUGACUACAUUUUAGGCCGAAAGAGAUAAAGAAACUGGCCUUUAAGUUCGUUUAGGAGUCCAAAAGAGCAAGGUAACCACAACAUUCCUCUAUGUGAAGUUUUUUCUUUUCAGAAAUACGUUUGAAUCUAACUACCAAGUAUAUUCCCAAACUUUUCUACAUAGUUAGUUUUCUUUGUUUUUGCAAUUCCAACAAUUUUUUUUUUCAAUUCCCACCUUCCAUUGACUUGCUCAUUCACUUCAGUCCCUUAAUUUUGUUUUUGCCACUUCUUUUGUUAUCAUUUUCUCUCUCUAUUUUCCGGUCAUUUGAGAUAUAUAUUAAUAAGAAUAUCUCCUAAAUUAGAAGCAUAAUGGAGAACUAGAAUCUGCUGUCCUUUCCUAAAUGGGUAUCCCUCACAAAUUAUGAAAUCACAAGACCGACCUGAUCACAAGAAACCAUCAUUUGGCUAAUCUUACUAAAUAUCGGGACCAACCACACCGACCUGAUCUUUCUGCUCCUCAAAGCUUUCAAUUGUAAGUUAGAUUUGACCAGCUGAUAAUUGCCGCCGAACUUGAACUCUAGCAGGUUGGCAAUUUUCACCUUUCUUUACAUAUUCAAGGUGUUUGUUUUAUACUUUAUUGAUGUUGUCGGCAGACCUGACAUGGUCAGAAAAACACUGAAACCAUCCAAGAUGAGUUUUUACUACGAUAAGUUGACUGAAAUAUAUCUCCAAGUCAUUUAUUAUUAUUAUUAUUAUUAUUAUUAUUAUUAUUAUUAUUAUUAUUAUCAGAAGAAGAAGACUCAGAAAGCUACAAACAAUGA
This is a messenger RNA of Trifolium pratense (red clover), 1373 nucleotides long. Its product is annotated as 4-hydroxy-3-methylbut-2-enyl diphosphate reductase, chloroplastic-like. Gene Ontology annotation, biological process: dimethylallyl diphosphate biosynthetic process; isopentenyl diphosphate biosynthetic process, methylerythritol phosphate pathway. Lineage: Eukaryota; Viridiplantae; Streptophyta; Magnoliopsida; Fabales; Fabaceae. Bases 1 to 360 code for a protein of 119 amino acids. The record is from RefSeq and is a predicted model, not a curated record. The transcript has 4 exons. Gene Ontology annotation, molecular function: 4-hydroxy-3-methylbut-2-enyl diphosphate reductase activity; metal ion binding.